Molecule: messenger RNA, 1380 nt
Organism: Closterium sp. NIES-65
Lineage: Eukaryota; Viridiplantae; Streptophyta; Zygnematophyceae; Desmidiales; Closteriaceae
Source: the annotation of a GenBank genome assembly
AUGGCUGCCACGUCGUGCGCGUCGCGAGUCGUCAUCGCGGGAGAUCGCGGUCUCUCGCGCAGCGUUCCGCCUCGUCCUCCUCACGUCGUCGCGUCGCGCUCUUCGUCCAGAUCCGGCGCGCUGCGGAGUAGUUGGUGGGGAGGAGAGUGCAAGCAGCUAACCACCCCUAUCUCCGCCUCUCCCCGUCGCCAAAUCACCUUCUCCCCCUUCUCCGCCUCCCCCCGCGCAUCCGCGGACUCUCCGCCGACUCCCCCCGCUGCUUCCGCUUCCGCCGACACGAUCCCGCUGCUGACGCCGUACCAGAUGGGCCCCUUCUCCCUCUCGAGCCGCGUCGUGUACGCGCCGAUGACGCGGUGCCGCGCGCUGGGGUACGUUCCGCAACCCGCGGCGGCGAUCUACUACGCGCAGCGCACGGUUCCCGGGCAGCUGAUUAUCUCAGAAGCCACUGCGGUUGCGCAGGAAGGAAUUGGGUACCCGAACGUGCCGGGGAUAUACACGCGAGAGCAGGUGGAGGCGUGGAAGCCGAUUGUGAAAGCCGUGAAGGACAAAGGCGGCGUCUUCUUCUGCCAGCUCUGGCACGGCGGCAGGGCGUCGCACCAGGACUACCAGCCGGGCGGCGCCCUCCCCAUCGCACCAUCCGCCAUCCCCAUUACAUCCGGCGACAAGGUCUAUACGCACACGGGCGCGCACGACUACCCCACGCCGCGCGCCAUGUCUGAAGCGGAUAUCCGCGCAGCUGUCCUGCAGUUCCGCGUGGCGGCGCGCAACGCCAUGGAGGCGGGGUUUGAUGGCGUGGAGCUGCACGGCGCCAAUGGAUACAUCUUUGAGCAGUUCCUCAAGGACAGCAGCAACAAGCGCACGGACCGGUACGGCGGAUCCAUCCCCAACCGCGCGCGCUUCCUGGUCGAAGUCGCAUCGGCCGUGGCAGAGGAAAUCGGGCCACUCCGCCUGGGGGUGCGGCUGUCGCCGUUUGCAGCGCUGCUCUCAGCAGUGGAUUCUACCCCGGUGGCCACAUACGUGCAUGCCACGCAGUGCCUUAAUGAUCUGGGGGUGCUGUAUCUGCACCUUAUAGAGGCGCGGCUCGACCGAGAGGGGGAGGCUAUCGCCGACGGGGAGUCCUUAGAGCCAUUUCGCCGGGCCUUCAGCAGCACGCUCAUCAAAGCAGGCGGACACACGCGCGAGUCUGGAAACGCUGCAAUUGCCAGCGGAGCAGCUGAUUUGAUGGCAUACGGUCGCCUAUUCCUGGGCAAUCCCGACCUGUUACGUCGUUUUACCCUAAAUGCUCCACUGAAUCCAUACGAUAGGGAUACCUUCUACACCUUUGACCAAGAAAAGGGGUACACGGACUACCCUUUCUUGGAAGAGGAGGCCGAGAGAUGA